This is a messenger RNA of Parus major (Great Tit), 1002 nucleotides long. It is a transcript of the gene VKORC1L1, whose product is annotated as vitamin K epoxide reductase complex subunit 1 like 1. Gene Ontology annotation, biological process: peptidyl-glutamic acid carboxylation; vitamin K metabolic process. Gene Ontology annotation, molecular function: vitamin-K-epoxide reductase (warfarin-sensitive) activity. The coding region runs from base 31 to 561 and encodes 176 amino acids. The record is from RefSeq and is a predicted model, not a curated record. The transcript is spliced from 3 exons. NCBI's taxonomy places the organism in Eukaryota, Metazoa, Chordata, Aves, Passeriformes, Paridae.
CGCGGGCUGAGGCGGAGGGACGGGGCCAAGAUGGCGGCGCCCGUCCUGCUGCGGGUGUCGGUACCGCGCUGGGAGCGGGUGGCGCGGUCCGCCGUGUGCGCCGCCGGCAUCCUGCUGUCCCUGUACGCCUGCCACCUGGAGCGCGAGAAGGGCCGCGACAGCCACUACCAGGCCCUGUGCGACCUCAGCGAGCGGGUGCGCUGCUUCACCGCCAUCACCUCCAGAUGGGGUCGAGGAUUCGGUCUCUUGGGUUCCAUCUUUGGAAAGGACAGUGCAAUAAAUCAGUCAAACAGUGUUUUUGGCCUGGUGUUUUAUAUACUACAAAUGCUACUUGGUAUGACAGCAAGUGCAGUAGCAGCUCUAAUCCUCAUGACAUCCUCCAUAGUGUCUGUAGUAGGGUCCCUGUACUUGGCAUACAUUCUGUACUUCGUGCUGAAGGAAUUUUGCAUUGUCUGCGUGCUCACAUAUUUGCUGAACUUCAUUCUCUUUAUCAUCAACUACAAACGACUAGUUUAUUUGAACGAGGCCUGGAAGAGGCAACUCCAACCCAAACAGGAAUAACCCCUGGUGGAACUUUUGACUGACAGUCUGAAGACCCAACUUCCAUUAAGUUUAUUUUGCAGUAAUUUUUUUAUUCUCCAUAUCAGACACUUUUUUCUCCCCUUCCCCCUCCCCGAGAAUCAUAACGGAAAUUUUGAAUUAUAAAUUUCAAGGGGCCCCAGAUAAUUUCUCUGUGCUAAUCUUCAGUUUAAAUGCGGUUAUGAAAGAAAGCUCUAUAACAAUCAAAGACAAGCUUUAACUUUACUUUGAAGGAGUUUUAGCCACAGCAAAACCUAGACUCUCUCUCUUCCCCCUCCACUUGUGAAGUGGGUAACACUUGCUAUAAAAUAUCCUGUAUAUAAAUUCAGGUAUAACAAGAUGUGAUCAUGACAUGAAAUAUUCUAGACUAGCAUCACCAUAUUUAAUGUUGCCAUGUUUACAGUAUGUGUAUUUUUUUUUUNU